Bombyx mori (domestic silkworm) is the source of this 2740-nucleotide messenger RNA. RefSeq names its product proton-associated sugar transporter A (gene lovit). NCBI's taxonomy places the organism in Eukaryota, Metazoa, Arthropoda, Insecta, Lepidoptera, Bombycidae. The record is from RefSeq and is a predicted model, not a curated record. Gene Ontology annotation, molecular function: sucrose:proton symporter activity. The coding region runs from base 419 to 2203 and encodes 594 amino acids. The transcript is spliced from 9 exons. Gene Ontology annotation, cellular component: membrane.
GUCUUGUGUUGGUCAGUAAGGGCGGACGGGCGAGCAUGGGGCGGCGUGCGCGUUCCAGUCUUCCUCCGCCCUCCGAUAGCGCCGCAAACCGACAGCGCUCACUUUGAAAACAGGACUUCGCCUAUUAAAGUACUUUCCAACUUCGCUCACAAUUCGAUACUUAGUAGGACGCGAAUUGCGAGUCAAAACUUCAUAUUAAAAUCGUUCGUAUUUAUUAAAAAAAUGUACAACGGUAUUCAUUAAUCAUUGGCAAUUAAAUUUGAAUGAAUAAAUACUUAGGGGGAUUUCGUAAGCACGACCAAGAACGUAUUGCGUUGUCGAUAAACAGGUUUCACACUACUACUAAACUAUUCAUAGUUUACACGUGUAAUGGACGCGUAGCAUGUGAAUUGAAAAAAAAAAGUUUAGUGAAGUGAAGAUGGCUGAUAAACUUCAUGAGUACCAGGGGUUAACAGGAAGGUUUCAUAGUGCACGGGACCGAUACAAAGACAGAUGGUCAACAUGGAAGGAGCAACAUCCUAGGGGAGUCAAGGGCAUCUUAGCGGAGACCUUGUUUGGUAUCCCUAAUUCAGAAGAGCCUUCUGGACGAGUAUGGCAGGAUAGCGAAUAUAGUGAUAUAUUUAGGAGGAAAAGCCGCGUCGAGUUAAUGCGUAUUUCUGCCGCCGUAAUGGGCAUAGAAUUCUCAUACGCCGGCGAAACCGCUUUCGUGUCUCCGACGUUACUACAGAUUGGGGUACCGCAUGAAGAAAUGACUUUAGUAUGGGCUCUGUCACCGUUGAUAGGGUUCUUCAUGACUCCACUACUGGGUUCAUUGAGUGACAGAUGUCGUUCGAAGUUUGGGAGACGCAGGCCGUUUAUAGUUUUACUAUCGUUGGGCGUUUUUCUAGGUUUAAUUCUAGUGCCUAACGGAGAGUCAAUAGGCUACCUGUUAGGCGACGAGUAUUCAUCGAAUUCGACUUCAACGCCCGCCGUGCUAGGACCCCGCAGUUCACUGGAAACUCCAGAAAAGAACUAUCAUCCCUGGGGCGUAGUGUUCACAGUUUUAGGAACUGUGUUCUUGGAUUUCGACGCAGACGCCUGUCAGAGUCCAGCCCGGGCUUAUCUCCUCGACGUGACAGUACCAGAGGAUCAUGCAAAAGGACUAAGUACUUUUACGGUGAUGGCCGGCCUGGGAGGUUUUAUGGGAUACGCACUCGGAGGCAUCAACUGGGACGAAACUAAACUAGGCGAAAUAUUAGGGGGUCACGUUAGAGCGGUGUUUUCACUGAUCACGGCUAUAUUCGUGGCGUGCGUCACCGCAACGGUGACCAGCUUCAAAGAGAUACCGCUCGACAAGCUAAACGAACAAGAUGAAUUUAGGAAAAUGGCUGAAAACGAGCGUGCUCAAGAAAGUUUCGAUGAGGAACAGGCUCUCGAUAAAAUUAAGAAAGAUAAUUCUAGUUAUGGAACAGUUGGCCAGUCUGAAUCUGCAGAGGCCGGGAACACAAUCAGCAUAUCGGACAGCCCACACGGCGCAGAGCCUCUCUCUUUGGGGCAUUAUCUCAAGUCGAUUGUGGUGAUGCCGGGCUCCCUUCGCAUCGUUUGCCUCACUAAUCUCUUCUGCUGGAUGGCACACGUUUGCUAUUCAUUGUACUUCACCGACUUCGUUGGCGAAUCCGUCUUUGGAGGGAAUCCAGCGGCGCCAGUUGGAAGUGAAGACCGCAUCAACUAUGAGGCAGGUGUAAGAUUUGGAUGUUGGGGAAUGGCGAUGUAUUCUCUAUCCUGUGCGUGUUAUUCUACAGUCAUCGAAAGGCUUAUCAAGAAACUUGGCGCCAAGAAGGUUUAUGUCGGCGGUCUAUGUACGUAUAGUUGCGGGAUGCUGAUGCUUUGCGUACUGCGGGAUCCUGCUUCAGUACUUCUAUUCAGUUGGACUGCGGGCGUCAUGUAUUCUACGCUGUUCACGAUGCCAUAUCUACUGGUCGCACAUUACCACGCCACUGGGAUGUGGGAUAGCUCCGGUGGAGGUUGCGGACAGGAACGCGGUAUCGGCACAGAUGUGGCUGUAGUGAGCAGUUGUGUGUUCGUAGCGCAAAUGCUGGUCUCCAUUCUCAUGGGACUGGCUUUGAAGGUCACAGGAUCCACUGCAGCGGUAGUAGCAGUUGCGGCAACGUUAGCCGCUCUUGCUGCGUUCACGGCCACGAAAAUUACCUACUUAGAUCUGUGAAAUGGAGAAGAAUCGCGCGGAAAUAAACAAUAGAAUUUCAUCGCUGUCAAACCAAAAGCUGCUAUGUGCAAAAAUUAUAUUUAGAAUUAACGAGUAAAAAAAACAUUUUCGUAAUUUUUUUUAUAUGAAGGUGAAUUUUUAAGAACUAUGUCAUAUGAAGGCUAAAGAUAAAUAUUAAAGCUAUAGACACAUAACAGUUUUUUUUAUACGGUAGAUAGACGAAAUAUCUACUAUCUAUACGAAAUGGUCAAAAAGUAAAAAUCUCAAAAACGGCACAUAGCAGAUUUUAGUUCGACAACGACGAUUUGUUGAUUUGCAUUCGCCACAAUUUUCCUCUUAAUUCAGUUAAUAUUCGUACCGUGAGAAUACUCAAAAGCUGUAUGCGGUACGUGCGUACUUUCAUUACAAAAUGACUGCGACUUGAAUAUGUAAAUUUAAUCAGUACUAGUUAUUCAAAUAUGUGAAGCGCUUUAUAAGCUUUCGUAUGAAAUGUAAAUAAAACUUAAUUUAAUAUUUGUGUUAGGAAACCGACUAAAA